This is a messenger RNA of Arabidopsis thaliana (thale cress), 3307 nucleotides long. RefSeq names its product cytochrome C oxidase subunit. Bases 14 to 1225 code for a protein of 403 amino acids. Lineage: Eukaryota; Viridiplantae; Streptophyta; Magnoliopsida; Brassicales; Brassicaceae. The record is from RefSeq and is marked reviewed. The transcript is spliced from 5 exons.
GUGACCAAGACCAAUGAUGAAAUGGAUGGGUGGUGAUGUUGCAUCCACGAGUCCACAAGUCUGUGAAAACAUUGCACUCCAAAAAUGGCUAACCAGCUCUUCUCUCCACCAAACCAUGGCUUCUUUCAACCACUCUUGGCUCUCUUCUCCACUCACCGAAACUCCCGCUUUCUUUUUUUCUCCAUCUCAACACCCAAAAUCCUUGAAACUCUCACUUUUCCGAACUCGGAGCAACUCGUCCUCACCGGACCGCUCGUCAGAGGUUGAGCUCGAUGUGGAUCCGGUGAAGCUCGCAUUGAAGAAAGCCGAAGCUUAUAAGAAAUCGAAAUCAGAGCAAAAAAAACCAGAGAAAAAUGCCGGCGACGAGGAAUUGCCGCUCUCUGUUAAGGCUGCUAUGCAAAAAGCCAAUGAUUAUAAGAAAAGGAAAGGACUUGGAACUGAUGCUGUCGCAAAAGCUAAACCCAGUAAUACAGAUCAAAGUUUCGUUAGAUUAGCAAAUAAGGUUGUUGAAGAUAAUGAUGUUAAGAAGAAAGAAUUGAAAGUCUCCAGCAUUGAUUUCAUGGGGCUUGGCUUUGCUGAUAAGAAGAGCACGAGGGGGCUUCCAGCGGGACUUGUUCCUGUUGUUGACUAUCUUCCUGAAGGAGACUUACCUGAGGUGGAGUUUAUUGUUGGUGAUAAAACAAGAUUUGCGGAGAAAGUAAAGGAGGUUGAGCAAGAAGGAGAUGGAAACUCUGAUGUGUAUAAACCCAAAGUUUCUACAUGGGGAGUUUUCCCAAGACCUAGCAACAUCUCUAAGACGUUUGGUGGUGGAAGGACACUCCGACCGGGGGAUUCAGUUGAGACCGCUGAAGAGAGGAUUGUGAGAGAAGAAAAGACAAAAAAAUUGCUCAUAGCCUACAAGGAAUCACUCGGACUGAACAUUGAUCCCAAACUCAAACUUGAGUGUGAGAAGGCAAUAGACGAGGGGAACUCGCUUAUGGAUUCUGGGAAACUCAAGGAAGCUUUGCCAUACUAUGAAAAGGUCAUGGAGAAAAUAGUUUUCAAGGUAAUUUCUGCAAAUCUGGUUUAUUAUUCAUCUUAUACUCAUGUCUACGUUUAUGCAUUAGUCUACUCAUACCUUUUCUACAUAUGCCUUACUCGUUUUGACAACAUGAAAACUUGUUUAUUAUCUACGGAUCUACCCAUCAGUAUGUAUGUGGAGCAAAAAUUCAACAAGCUUAUAUAACAGCCAACCACAUAAUCAGUAAAAGUAACUUAAGGACCUGAUUAUUUUGCAUUAAUUAGUUUCUUGCUUUGUUGGGUGUCACUUUAUCGAAAUCUUAAUCGAUUGAUCCACCUAGAUCACCUAAAGUUCUUAUGUUCGCUGUAGUAGAUGUGACCUUAACUAGUUCCGAGUUUAGUUGUGCAGAGUGAGCUUCAUGGACUAGCGGCUUUGCAGUGGUCUAUUUGUCAGGAUUCACUUCGAAAGUAAGUUUUUCUCUCCUAAUUUCGCUUGAUGCAACUACAGGAUGACAAGUAUUUCUUCAUGAGUAUAUAUUUGUAUUUGUAAACCGUAGUCCCAAAACUCUAUCAAGCUCCAAAAGUCCCCAAAGAAAAACACAAAAUACUAGUUUAUACCUACCAAGGUGAUGCCUCAUUCGUGAAUGUUCUAAAAUAUCCUCAAAAGUAGUCUUGUUGAGUAUUGGCCUUAUGGGAUCUUGUGCGUUAAAAUCGUAUUUUGGGAGUGAUUGACAGGACAGACAAAGCAAGGCGCAUGUAUGAGAAGCUUAUUUCCCAUCCAAACCCGGGAGUGAGCAAGAAAGCGAGGCAGUUCAUGUUCAGUUUUCAGGCAAUGGAGAUGCUGAAGGUUAAGGGGUCGAGCUUUGCUGAAGGAAACACUGGUUAUCAGGACUACUUUGAAGCCUUUGUUGAAGAUAAAACGAAUUACAAAGCGCAGGAGGAAAAAGAAGGAGAGGAAAUGGGGAUAAAUGAGACACUCCUAUAUGUGAUUCUUCUUGCUUCUCCGAUUCUAAUGGUCUUCAUUGUAGCUGCACAGAGAGGGUAUACACACUGAAGACACAAAUUCUUGUCAAUUUCUUACAUGUAAGUGUUGUAUAUAUUAUGAAUUAAUUCAUUUUAUUACAGUUAAGGAUUAAUAACACAAAGCUUCUUUUAUUAAUUGAAAGAACAUAACAGAAUCAGAGAAUCAAACACCAAAGAGAAUAAAUAAACAAAGCUAGUUGAUCCUAGUUUCUUCUACCUUUGGAUGAGUCUGAUACUUCAUCUCUAUAGAUACUAAAACAUAAAACAAACCCCACUAGGAAAUGAUUGAAUAAAGAAAUUGAAAUCCAUCUUUAAAACUUGGAAUCCCCAAGUUGACUCAAAAGUCUUAACCACACUUUACACAUUUCAUUCCGUGUAGCAAAUAGUAACGGCUUGUGCAAUGCUAAACCCUGAGGAGUCAUAAGAUUUGAUCAUCCAUGGCCACACCACAUGUCACAAAUCUUGACUACUUCUUGGUCUGACCCUGACCAGCUGCCGAGCCACCUUUACCUCCUCCCGCAGAACCAGCAGCUCCACCAGCAUUAACCAUUGUAACUUUAAACCUUUCAUGUCUUAGAUCUGAUGGACCCAAAUUAACCCCUUUCGAAGUGAAACGUGGCGAACCAGCACUGAGACUCCUCCGCAUAGUCAUUGACUUUGUAGGAGGACGAGAAUCUUGUUUAAUUUGGGACACAGCGUCUCCGAUUUUGUUGAAGAAACCAAGAAACUCGUCUUUAGCUGCACCUGGAAACAUCUUUUUAAGCAGCUGAAGUUGUCCCACGUAAAGCUCUCUCAUAUACUCUAAUACCAUCAGUACUCUCAUGUCCAUCCUUGAUCCCUCAUCCUCAUCACCAUCACCAUCACCAUCAUAUUCAACAUCAUCAUUUUGUUCGUCAUAAACUCUGUGGUAGCUAUCUCCCAUGUCGCUGUACUGUCUCUUCAUACUCCCACUUCUCAACCUUUUAGAUUCAGGGUCGUCAAACAAUCCAAAGAAGAGACUGUUCUUGCAAUUGUUGUCUUCGUCCUUUGUGGAUUGGUGAUUCUGAGAAUUGAUGUUAAGAUGUUUCUUCCCCAUAGACAUAAUUUUCACAAUCACAACAGCAAGAAAGAAGUUGGCCAAAUCUUUUGAGCAGGGUAUCUUUUGUUUCUUUUGUUUUGUAUUGUUUAGAGUAUGUUUCAAGAUCUGAAGAAGGAAGCAAAAAUAUGUUUAGAUAUAAAAAGAAAUGAAGAUUUGGAAGCAAAAUAAUGGGGAGAAAGAUAAGAUUUUUUGCUUGUUCCCGACUUG